This is a messenger RNA of Microplitis mediator, 3333 nucleotides long. RefSeq lists its product as uncharacterized. The record is from RefSeq and is a predicted model, not a curated record. Gene Ontology annotation, biological process: DNA recombination; DNA integration. Gene Ontology annotation, molecular function: DNA binding. The transcript is spliced from 8 exons. Lineage: Eukaryota; Metazoa; Arthropoda; Insecta; Hymenoptera; Braconidae. Bases 1 to 3333 code for a protein of 1110 amino acids.
AUGUGGAAGAAGAUAAAGGAAUUAGAGAAAGUCCUUCGUGACUCUAUGUUUAAUGCCCAGUUGCUAGCGCAAGACGCACAGUUACAUGGAGCAUUAAAAAUGGCUGGUGGGUCAGACAACGGGGGUACUCCCUUAUCGACGGGUGACUCCGGAGAAUUAAAUGACGCUGAUUCAUUUAAAGACUCAAAUACACCUGAUGGGAACGAUGAUAAAGAAAAUUAUCCCGAAAAUGAUAAUAAAAAAUUAGAUGUAGAGAUCGUGGAGAUUUUGGGUGAGGACCCUUUAGCAGAAGACCCUCAAGUAGGAGUCUUACAUCCAGAAAUAGCGACUCGCUGGUCUAAUUUCAUAAGUGAUGGGUUAAAGAAGGAGCUGAAGAGUGAACUAUUGGCAAAAUACCCACGUGCUAGUAAUUGUCAACUGGAAGCUCAGACUCUGAAUCCGGAAGUCGCAGCUUCGAUGCAGGAUGCUGCCUUAAAGCGAGACAAAUUUGCUUGCGAAAUUCAGAAUGUUAUUGGAUCCGCAAUGUUGGCCCUUGGCAAGGGGAUUUCCAUGAUGCUUGAUGAAAAAGAAGAUGGAGUCGACGGAAUGCAGCUUUUGCAAUAUCUUUCUGACUCCGGAAGACUCUUAGCAGAAGCUCAUCAUAGGGAAGCUAUGACGAGACGGUCUUUGAUAUUACCUGGCAUGGAAAAAAAUAUUAAGGAGGUUUUAGAAAAAUCAAAACCUGAUAAAUUCCUGAUUGGAGAGGAUUUAUCUGAAAAAAUUAAGUCAACAAAAUCUAUUGUAAAGGUGGCAGCGGAAAUAAAAUCGAAACAGCAGUCGAAGAAGACCCCUGUGAAAACUGCUAACCAGGGAAACUGGAAGGCCCCAUCCUCCAAGAUCCAAGGGCAAGGAUGGGGAACUCAAAAUCGGCGUACCAGGCAAAACCGACCGGGCCCAGUACUUCGAAGAAGUCGUAUCAACAGUUGUCUCAGUCCCAGCCGAAGAUGUCUCGCUCGCAGGCGGAUCGUCGCCAUUGACACCAAAGGUAUCAACAAAGGCUGGAAGAUUGAGAUUGAAUUUGAUAAACCAGUUUUACAAUUUAAUGAACCAAAAAAUUUUAUAAGCUCGCCACAGGGCUUUAAAGACUGCAAGGAUGCCAUUGAUAAAUUAUUAAAUCUUGGCGCCAUUCAACCAUGCGAUGACGUUGAAGGUCAAUUUGUCUCUUCUUACUUUUUAGUAGACAAGCCAGAUGGUUCCAAAAGCAGAAAAUUUCUAAGAUUUCGAUAUCAAUCACAAUUAUAUAAGUUUCUUUGUCUACCAUUUGGCUUGGCUACAGCUCCAUUUGUAUUUACUAAAGUUCUGAAACCUGUUUUGAAUCUUCUACGCAAGCGUGGGUAUGUGUCGGUAGUCUAUCUGGACGAUAUUCUGUGUAUCGAUCCAGAUCUCUUAUCAUGCAAUAAAAAUGUAGUAGAAACAAUUAAAUUGCUCGAGUCCUUGGUGUUCAUUAUAAAUAGAAGAGAAAGCGUAUUAAUUCCGAGUAAAAAAUGCCAAUUCUUGGGUUUCUGGAUUAACUCGGAACGCUUAACUCUCGAGUUACCAGAAUUAAAGAGAUUAAAGAUCCUUGAACUAGUUAAAACGAUGCGUAAGAAAAAAGAAUAUAAGAUUAGAGACCUAGCAAAAUUUAUUGGGAAUCUAAUAGCAGCCUGUCCAGCAAUUAAAUAUGGAUGGCUGUACACUAAGGCUUUUGAAAGAGAUAAAUAUUUGGCUUUAGUAGAGAAUGAAAAUGACUAUGAAGGAAAAGUGCAGCUCAAGGAAAAUCUAACUGAAGAUUUUGCUUGGUGGGAGAAAAACAUUCUUUCAUCAGUGAAUAUUUUUGGAACUCACCAGUAUGAAAGAACAAUUUUUUCAGACGCAUCGCGGACAGGAUGGGGAGCGUCAUUCUUUUUAGCCCUUAAAGUUUUUGCUGCUGAUCUUUACCAUUGUAAAAUUCUCUUUAGAAUGGACAAUACUACAGCGAUCUCCUAUGUCAAUCGUAUGGGGGGUAUCCAAUACCCACAUUUAAGUAGUUUAGCCAAAGAGAUUUGGCAAUGGUGCGAAACAAGAGAUUUGUGGAUUUUUGCUUCGUAUAUUCCAUCUAAGGAGAAUGAUGAAGCAGAUAGAGAAUCAAGGUUGAGCAAUAUUGAUACCGAAUGGGAGCUUGCAGAUUUCGCGUUCAAAAAUAUAGUUCACGCUUUUGGGAAAACAACAAUUGACCUCUUUGCCACGAUGAUUAAUCCAAAGUGUGCAGAACUUUGUUCGUGGUACAAGGAUCCAGAUGAAUCUUAUGUCGAUGCCUUUACUAUAAGAUGGAGUGAGAGAAAUUUUUAUGCUUUUCCUCCCUUUGCGUUAAUACCCCGGGACUCAAUACCACCCACUGUACCAGAAGAUGUCUUUGAUUGCCGGCAAGUUAUCAGGACAGCGUUCGCGCGCAAAGGUCUCUCAAUUCAGACAGCUGAGAUAAUGCUGUCAUCUUUAACAGAGAACACCAUAAAACAGUAUUCCAACCCUAUAAAAUUGUGGUGGCAAUUUUGUAACAAAAAAGGACUAGAUCCUUUCGAAAUCUCAGAAUCUGAAUUGUUGGAUUUUCUAUCUACAAGAUUUGAAGUCGGUGCCUCUUAUGGCACACUAAACUCCACCAGAGCUGCCGUAUCCCUGAUUGCCAAAACGAGUCUAUCUAAUAGUGUGUUAUUGAACAGAUUUUUUAAAGGCGUUUUUAAACAACGGCCGUUGAAGGCCAGAUAUGAUAGGACUUGGGACCCAAAAAUUGUGUUGGAUUUUUUGGAAAGAUGGAGUCCGGUUGAGUCAUUGAAACUAUCGGAACUGACAAAGAAAGUAACGACUCUACUAGCCUUAGGAACUGGAUUAGAAAUAGAAAUAAAAGAUCUCAUUAAGACCUCAAAGAAGGGUGUUAAACAACCAUUGCUACAAUUACCAAUGUUUAAAGAAAAACCACAGCUCUGUAUCGUCACCCAUGUGCUGAGGUACAUAGAAUUAACGAAGGAGCUUCGAGAAGACUGCGAAAAGCUGUUAAUGACUUGGAGAAAACCACACAAGGAGGCUUCAUCACAGACAAUCAGUCGGUGGAUUAAGUCUGUUCCAUCAGCCAGUGGUGUGAGUGAAGAGUUCACUGGGUACAGUACGAGACACACCUCGACCUCGUCAGCGUACAGAAAAGGACUAGAUAUUAAUAAGAUCAAGUCUACAGCAGGAUGGUCGAAAUCGUCGGAAGUCUUCGCAAGAUUUUAUAAUCGACCUUUGCAGGAGACUGAUGAUAAUUUUGCUAAGACGGUUUUUCUGGGAAAAUUAAACAUGUAG